Molecule: messenger RNA, 1496 nt
Organism: Astyanax mexicanus (Mexican tetra)
Lineage: Eukaryota; Metazoa; Chordata; Actinopteri; Characiformes; Acestrorhamphidae
Product: GTPase IMAP family member 7-like
Exons: 4
Coding region: 602-1441 (279 amino acids)
Molecular function (GO): GTP binding
Source: RefSeq, a predicted model, not a curated record
UGCGUGAUGUUACUUUCAGUUGCUAAGAACUCGUCUGUCAUUUGAAAAUUAAUGUAAUAAACCUAAAAAAAAAGGCAAAGGUCUCCUGCUCGGCUGAAAACUCCUGGACACACAGCAUGUCACAGAGUUUCCAAAACGCCGAGUUGUCCGAGGGCCGGAGUUUUGAUAAGGUCGUGCUGCUGGGCCGGAACAGCGCUGACAAGUGCAUGAUUAGGAGGACCUUUCUCAGCUAUGAAGAUUUCAAGCCAGGUCAAUCUACAUAUGAGGCAUCGUGUGAGAUUGGAUUGAAAUGGAUCAGCAUCAUCGACCCACCUGAUGUUUCUAACAUUCUCGAUCCAGAAACAGAAACAAAGAUUUGGGAGUAUUUAAAGUUAUCAAGUGUGUUCCUCCUGGUGUUUCAGCAAGGAGAAGUACGUGCAGAAGAAGUCUGGUCUCACACUUGCAGGAGAAGUUCGGACAAAAACUAGUGGAUCAAACGGUUCCUGUGCUGAUUGUGAAGCAGGAGCUUCUGCUGCAGUCGUCAAUAUCGGCCGCGGUCGACCAGAACCUUAAAAAGAUCGCUUAUGCCUGCGGGAGGAGACUGUGUGUUUUCUACAGCGGAAUGGACAGAAUGCAACUGAUUGAUCAUCUUCAGAAAUGUUAUAACGUCACAGAAAGGAAAGAGAGGCUGGAACCGAGGGGGUAUGAAGAGAACAGGGAUGUUCAGCCCUUGCCCACUGAGCAAAGACCACCUGAGGAAAGAAGGCAGAAGACAGAAGACAGCAGAGUAGGUGCAAACCAGGUGGUCUCCACCCCUGACACGAAGAAAAGCAGCAGAGAAAGAAAUGUGAUGACCAUUGUGCUGUUGGGACAGACAGGCAGCGGGAAAAGUGCAACUGGAAACACCAUACUGGGCAGGAGAGAGUUUAAGUCCUUUGCCAGUUCUUCCCCCGUAACCCAGCGCUGUAAGAAAGGAGAGGGAGUAGUGUACGGGAUUAAGGUCAGGGUCAUCGACACUCCAGAUUUCUUUGAUGAGGAUCUACAGAAUCCAGAGGCUCAUAUUCAGAAAUGCAAAGAACUCUCUAAACACAGGCCUGUCGUGUACCUGCUGGUUAUGCACAUGGGUCGUUUCACAGAGGGCGAGAGGGAGUCCGUCUCAAACAUAGAGCAAACGUUCGGAGCCGAAGCGCUUCGGGAGACGAUCGUUCUGUUCACAGGCAAAGAGAAGCUGAAGGGACGAAAUUUAGAGGACUUCAUUAGAAAUGCUGACCUUCAACUUCAGCAGCUGAUCUCAAAAUGUGGUUCCAGAUAUGUAGCCUUUAACAACAGUGAGAAAAGCCCUCAGCAGGUGAAAAAGCUGAUGGAGAGCAUCAUGAAAAUGCAGGUCAAGCAGGGCCAAAACAUUAAAGAGCUCUACCCCGAUUUUAAGAAGUCAAGUAACAAUGAAUGCGCUACAUCAUAGACUAGGAUUCUUUUGUUAAUAAUAUAAUAAUAUGAAAUAAUAAUAACAUUGCAUA